Messenger RNA from Poecile atricapillus (Black-capped chickadee), 2382 nucleotides. Its product is annotated as zinc finger protein 850-like. The transcript is spliced from 6 exons. Bases 142 to 1884 code for a protein of 580 amino acids. The record is from RefSeq and is a predicted model, not a curated record. Lineage: Eukaryota; Metazoa; Chordata; Aves; Passeriformes; Paridae.
AGAGCAGGAGCACAGGAGGAGGAGGAGUAGGAAGAGGAAGCAGCACAAAGUUCAUCCCUGUAUCUUCAGCUCCCCCAGCACCAGGAACGUUGUCCCCCCCUGCCCUUUCAGCAGGAUUUUUCAUUCCCAAACUGUGCCCAGAUGGAAGAGGAAGAGGAAAAGCCCCAGAGAUGCCGAACAAGGAGGGGCUGCAAACCCAGUCCAGGGAGCUGCGAGGAGGAAAGAUCCCCCCAGUGCCAGGAACACGGCCAGAGAUCCAGCCAGAGCUCAGAGCUGGGGGAGAAGCCCCACAAGUGCUUGGAAUGUGGGAAGGGCUUCAGGUACAGCUUUGAAUUGAUCCGGCACCAGAGGAUCCACACUGGGGAAAAGCCCUACGAGUGUGGGGAAUGUGGGAAGAGCUUCAGCCAGAGCUCCAACCUUUGGAAACACCAGAGGAUCCACACGGGGGAAAAGCCCUAUGAGUGUGGGAAAUGUGGGAAGAGCUUCAGAGAGAUCUCUCACCUGAUGACACACCAGGUGAUCCACACAGGGGAACGGCCCUACACCUGCUUGGAAUGUGGGAAGAGCUUUGGGCGGAGCUCCAACCUGAGAAAUCACCAGCGCAUCCACACUGGGGAGAGGCCCUUCCGCUGCCCCGACUGCGGGAAGGGCUUCAACCGUAACUCCACCCUCACUCUCCACCGGCGCAUCCACAGUGGGGAGAGGCCCUACGAGUGUCCCCAGUGUGGGAAGAGCUUCUCCAGGAGCUCUCACUUGACCCGACACCAACGGAGGCACCAAGAAGAACGACCCCACAAGUGCUUGGAAUGUGGGAAGGGCUUCAGAAAGAGCUCCCACCUGAUCCUACACCAGAGGAUCCACACUGGGGAAAAGCCCUACGAGUGUGGGAAAUGUGGGAAGAGCUUCAGCCGGAGCUCUGACUUUUGGAAACACCAGACGAUCCACACUGGGGAAAAGCCCUAUGAGUGUGGGAAAUGUGGGAAGAGCUUCAGAGAUAUCUCUGACCUGAUGAGACACCAGGUGAUCCACACUGGGGAACGGCCCUACACCUGCUUGGAAUGUGGGAAGAGCUUUCGGUGGAGCUCCUACCUGAGGGCACACCAACGCAUCCACACUGGGGAGAGGCCCUAUGAGUGUCCUGAAUGUGGGAAGAGGUUUCAGACCAGCUCUGAUGUCCUCAAACAUGAGCGGAUUCACACAGAGGAGAGGCCCUUCCGCUGCCCCGACUGCGGGAAGGGCUUCCAGCAGAACGGCAACCUCACCGUCCACCGGCGCAUCCACAGUGGGGAGAGGCCCUACGAGUGUCCCCAGUGUGGGAAGAGCUUCUCCACCAGCUCUAACUUGACCCGACACCAACGGAGGCACCAGAUCCACACUGGGGAAAAGCCCUACAAGUGUGGGGAAUGUGGGAGGAGCUUCAGCCGGAGCUCCAGCCUGAGGAAUCACCAGGUGAUCCACACUGGGGAACGGCCCUAUGAGUGUGGGAAAUGUGGGAAGAGCUUCAGAGAUGUCUCUGGCCUGAUGAAACACCAGGUGAUCCACACAGGGGAACGGCCCUACACCUGCUUGGAAUGUGGGAAGAGCUUUGGGUGGAGCUCCACCCUGAGAAAACACCAGCUUAUCCACACUGGGGAGAGGCUCUACGAGUGUCCCCAGUGUGGGAAGAGGUUUCAGCGCAGCUCCGAUGUCCUCCAACAUGAGCGGAUUCACACAGAGGAGAGGCCCUUCCGCUGCCCCGACUGCGGGAAGGGCUUCAAGCAAAACUCCAACCUCACCGUCCACCGGCGCAUCCACACUGGGGAGAGGCCCUAUGAGUGUCCCCAGUGUGGGAAGAGCUUCUCAGACAGCUCUCACUUGACCCGACACCAACGGAGGCACCAGUAAGGGAAGCCCUGCGAGUGCCCCGAGUGCGGGAAGAGCUUCGUGCGCUGCUCCAGCUCCAUCCCCCAUGGGAGGAUCGGCGUUGGAUGAUCCCCAGUGACCCCCGUUGGGCAGAGCCCUGGUGAUCCGUGGUCCUGGUGAUCCGUGUUGGGAAGACACCUGGCUGGGAGGCUCCACAUCUUCCUGUGUCCUUGUGGGCACCUGGAUGAAAGCAAGGGAAUCAAAGUCCAUCAGGACACAGACCAACAAUGGGAAUUCCUUGAGGAGAUUGGAUUUGUUGACGUUCAAUCAUAGAGAACCUUUCCUCACUGCCUCAGGAGCUGUGUGGGCAGAGAAAAGGGGGUGACACCGGGCUUGGGGGCCCUGAGGGAAGACACACACUCUAGGGGAGGGGAUAUCUGAACCUAGGGACCCCCUCUCACAUUCUUCCUCAGGUAGAAGCCAAGCCCCAGUGCCAGGAAGACAAAACGCAACAAGGAGCCCCCGAUCCCCGUCAUCAUC